AUGGUUUUGGAGGUUAUCGAUCUUUAUGGCUUUGAUUUUCACGAAGGAAUACUUAUUUUGCCUCGUGGAGAUAAACCGCAUCCUCUCGUUGUAUAUCCUCAUGGUGGGCCACAUAGUAUUUCGCUUGCCGCAUGGUCGCGAAUCUCGCAUGCAUUGCUUACAUUGUCAGGUUUUGCGGUGCUUCUUGUCAAUUAUCGAGGUUCAAUAGGAUUUGGUGAUAAUUUUGUGCAUUCGUUACUUGGGAACUGUGGCGACUUUGAUGUCAAAGACGUGCAUAAUUCGGUUCUGAAUAUUUUGCGGAAGGUUGAAAACAUAGAUGAAAAUAAUAUAUUUGUGAUGGGUUCUUCUCAUGGUGGAUUUCUAGCUAGUAAUCUCAUUGGACAAUAUCCGGGAUUUUAUAAAGCGUGUGUUGCAAUAAAUCCAGUGCUCAAUGUGUGCUCAAUGUUCGAUUUGUCUGAUAUAGCCGAUUGGGCUGCCGUUGAAGGUUUAGGUGUGGACGUUGAUUGGUGUAAAAUGCCGACUAUCGAGCAACGACAAAAAAUGCAUGAAUGUUCACCAGUAGCACAUGUUCAUAAGGUUAUAACACCAUACAUGUUAGCUAUUGGUGCGAAAGAUUUGCGUGUGGUUGAUCAUUCUCGUUCGUUUAUACGAAAUUUGCUAGCUCGUGACAUACCAACAAAAGUUCUCAUUUAUCCAAACUCAAAUCAUUGCAUAGAGGAAGUUGAAUGUAAUGCCGAUUUGAUGAUUAAUGCUGUACUUUGGUUUUAUCUGCAUUCGCAUCACACUUAA
This is a messenger RNA of Dracunculus medinensis (Guinea worm), 789 nucleotides long. The record is from the annotation of a GenBank genome assembly. NCBI's taxonomy places the organism in Eukaryota, Metazoa, Nematoda, Chromadorea, Rhabditida, Dracunculidae.